AUGGAGUUCUAUCCCAAGGCCGCCCAGGUCAUCCCGCGACCAAAGCCGAUGAAGGUGCUUGUUUUAGGGCUACCGCGUACAGGCACCACAUCCAUUUGUGCGGCUUUAACGCUGCUCGGCUUGAAUCCAUAUCACUAUAACGAAGUGGUUAAAAAUAAUGAAAAUGACCACUUCAGGCUCUGGAUGAAGGCUGUACAGGCCAAGUACGACGGUAUAGGCGAGCCGUUUGAGGGAGCGGAUUUCGAUCGUAUGCUUUGGAAUAAUGAUGCUGUCUCGGAUGAUCCUUGCUGUUUCUUCGUUGAAGAACUCAUAGCCGCAUACCCUGAGGCAAAGGUUGUCCUUACCACACGUCCAAGCGAUGCAUGGCUCAAGUCCAUGCAGAAACUAAUUCUCGAAAUCCUUUCCUGGAGAUCUUGGGGGGCUCUAUGUUUUUUUGACCGCGAGUUCUCUGCACCCUAUCAGGCACUCCUCAACCGCACCACUUCCAUUCUAUCCAAGGGUCUCCCGCCAUGCGAACCGUCCUCCUACCCGACCCUUAUUCGAUCCUUCGAAGAACAUAAUGAGCGCGUUCGUUCUGCCGUGCCAAAGGAGCAGUUACUGGAGUUUAGGGCAGACCAGGGCUGGGGGCCACUAUGCGAGUUUAUCGGCGUGCCUGUUCCAGAAUGCCCGUACCCCCAUCUCAAUUCGGGGCCUGAGGCGAUGCAGCUUGAGAAGUCAUUGUAUUGGUCACGGUGGUAUUGGGUGGCCCAGCAGCUAGGGAUGAAAAUGGGCAUGACGGUCUUAGUAUUAGUCGCUGCACUGUGGUUUGCCAGCAUAUCCUAG
Arthroderma uncinatum is the source of this 822-nucleotide messenger RNA. RefSeq lists its product as uncharacterized. The transcript has 3 exons. Lineage: Eukaryota; Fungi; Ascomycota; Eurotiomycetes; Onygenales; Arthrodermataceae. Bases 1 to 822 code for a protein of 273 amino acids. The record is from RefSeq and is a predicted model, not a curated record.